UAUCGAAUUUUGCUUCCGGUAUACUGCACUACAUCCCAAAGAAUUAAAAAUUAUUAUAUCAAAAUUUUUCAAAUUUUUGUUCAUUUUUUAUUUCAGCCAGCCAAAAAGAAGUUGUUUAACCUCAACAGGCAUCAGAGAAAAAAGAGGAGAGAGGCUAACAAUAAGAUGGCAAAUAAUGCCAAUGAACCUCCACCAUGUAUUGAUCCUCAAGUUUCGUUGUCGACCAAAAAGAAGAGGAAGCGUCAUGGGCCGAACCUCAACAGACAACAAAGAAUAAAGAAGAGGAAGGAUAAGAUGUCAAGUAAUGCUAAUGGACCUCCACCAAGUGUUGAUCCUCAAGUUUCUUUGAAAAAUGAAAAUGAAUUACUUAAAAAGAAAAAUAAUGAAUUGGAAAUUAAAUUGAACAAUAUGCAAUCUAAACAUGAGAAUCUAAAAAUGGUUUAUUACAAAUUUGGUCGUUGUAUUAUUUGUACAAUUCAAUUGAAUCACGAAAAUGCUUACUUUCUGAAUAAUUGUGGACAUAAAUUUCAUCAUUAUUGCAUUACUCGUUGGAUUACUGAAGAGAAAAAUCAAUGUCCAGUCUGUCGAGUUGAUGCUACUUUGGAUGAUAUUAAACAAUAUUUUACCGAAAAACCAAGUGACAGUUCUGAUGAUUCUGACAAUGAAUUGACUCAAAGUACAAGCAAUUUGGUUAAUGUUGUGAAUAAUAAUUUGAAUUUUGUGAAAUUUGUUCAAUCUAUAAAUAAAUGGAGGAAAAAUACUUUUUUAUGUUGUUCAAAUAAUUGUAUAAAUACAAACAAACCUAUUGGUAAUUGUAUUGAAGGAAAUGGAUCAGGAAAAGUAAUUAAUGAUGAAAAUGUUGAAUAUAUGAAUUGCUUGGAGGAGAAAGGAGGUAAAAAUGGGUUGGGGCCGUUGGACUAG
Molecule: messenger RNA, 921 nt
Organism: Meloidogyne enterolobii
Lineage: Eukaryota; Metazoa; Nematoda; Chromadorea; Rhabditida; Meloidogynidae
Source: the annotation of a GenBank genome assembly